UGAUAAGCGAAAAUGACUUUCCCUUUAGUCGGUGUGCAAACCUACGGUCAGCGCACAAGCGCGGUAAACUCCGUAGUUCGUUUGACAUUUUUCAUAUUUCAAUGUGUAUUCGCAACUUUUUGAAAACUGCCUCGAAAAAGAAGCCACCGAUAUAACGUAAAAAUUUGUGUGACUGUAAAAUUUUUCGAAAUAGGUUGCGUCGCCGUCAUCUGAGCGCCUGCGUCAGCUGACGGGAGUUGUUGUACCUAUAACGUACGUAGACGGGAUUCAUAUAUCGCAGUGGCAGCACAACACGUGGAAGUUGCGGAUGUCAGGGAGAAGAUGGCAGGGAUUCGCGAGAGCCCUGGCAGCAUUCGUCAAAUCCUCCAGGACGGUUCAAAUAGGAGGAGCUGGAGCGGCAGUCGUAACGACAGGCUAUAUUUUCCUCGACCCAAAGGAAAAGAGGGUGUUCAAAUCGUUGAUUGGAAGUUCAGUAAGAUUCGCUCGCUCGCUUGCGAUCGGUUUGGUAAUAUCAGCUGAUUAUUGGGUAGCGCCGUUGAUGGGAGACGAGGAGAAGGAGAUUCAUGAAAGAUCUGCUCGGCGUAUUGUCGACGGCUGUCUGAGCAAUGGAGGGCUUUACGUCAAGUUGGGUCAAGGACUCGCUGCCCUUAAUCACAUAUUGCCCAGGGAGUAUGUGCGGACGCUCACCGUGCUACAGGACAAAUGCCUCACGAGAGAAGCGGACGAGGUUGACCAGGUCUUCCUAGAGGAUUUUGGAUCAAAGCCAAAAGAAAUUUUCAAGGAAUUCAACGAGGAACCGAUCGCCGCAGCGAGCCUUGCCCAAGUCUUCAAAGGGGUGACUCAUUCUGGAGAAACUGUCGCCGUUAAAGUACAGUACAUCGAUUUGCAAGACCGUUUCGAAUCCGAUAUCAAAACGAUAGAGUUUCUCCUCAAGAUUGUUUCGAUAAUUCAUCCAAAGUUUGAUUUUCACUGGGUAUUACAGGAAUUGAAAGAAACGCUGGCUCAAGAGUUGAACUUUAUUACGGAAGGAAAGAAUUCUGAAAGGUGCGCUAACGAUUUAAAGGCUCAUAAAGAAGUUCAUGUGCCCAAAGUUUAUUGGAACUGUUGCACAAAGAGAAUUUUAACCACCGAAUGGAUAGAUGGCUGCAAAAUAAAUGAUACAGCCUGUCUGAAGCGGCAAGGAUUUGACCUGGCCGAUGUAGAUAAAAAAUUAUUUGCUAUUAUGGCUGAGCAGAUUUUUCAUACCGGUUUUAUCCAUGCCGACCCACAUCCUGGCAACGUUCUCGUGAGGAAGGGUGCAGAUGGCAAAGCUCAGUUGGUCUUACUAGACCACGGUUUGUACGAGGUUCUACCGGACAAUAUUAGACAUACUUUGUGCAAUUUUUGGGAAUCCAUAGUACUGAGGAGAUACAGUAGCAUGAAGAAAUACGCGCUGGAACUGAACGUUAACGAUUACAUAUUGCUCGCCGAAAUGAUAACUCAAUCGCCAAUAACUCUGCCAGGGGUCAGCAGAAAACAAGGAAACAUGAGCAUGGACGAGUACAUGCAGCUGCAAGCUAAAGAGAGAUUCGAUAAAGUCUUGGCUGCAUUGAGGGCAAUGCCUAGUAGCUUGAUGCUGGUGAUAAGAAAUUUGAAUACUGUUCGAGCUAUUGCACGUGAACAUGGUGAUCCAGUAAACAGAUAUCGAGCAUUGGCUAGGCUAGCCGUGUCUGGCAAACACAGAACAACCAAUCAGAAGUUGUGGAAAAGAAUAUCGGGGACAGCGAGUUCGAUUUGGUUUGAAACGAGAUUGUGGACUCAAAGUUUUCGACUGUGGCUUAUCAGUGUUUACGUAAGAAUUCUGCGAACAAUGGGCUACGACAUUCAAAGAGCAAUUGACAAUGUAAUUUACUAGCUGCGAUAUGUGGAAGAAGUAUGUAAUUGGUCUAUUAAACCAAUUACCAGAUGGAGCGACGCGGUGACGUGAGAAGAUUGCGAAUGAAAAAGACUUGCGACGAAACAACCCACGCAGCUUUGCAAAUUUUUAACAGUUGAAGACAUGUAUUGGCACGUUUUUAAAAAUGGUCUAUUGGUAUACAGAAAUGUUUUCAACUACAAAAAUAGGUAUUAUCGGUGAACAGUAUAUAGGUAAUUAUGUAUUGAUAAUGUAUAUAAAUAUUUAUCCGUUUUUUUCUGAAAGAACAUCUGUUAAUUUCAUUCACUUCGAAUGUAAGUCAAUAUUACGCGAGUAUCCAAAUAUUUGUACAAAUAAACGUACCACGUGAUGGGCAAAACUUUAUAGGUAUAGAACAGACUUGUAACAUAUUGAAACAUGGACUGACAGGUAAAUUUACAGUAUCAAAGAUGUGCCUUGUAGACAGUUGGGUAAUAAAGUUUGUUUUCGUCAUUGAGUAAAUCGUAUCCUCGUAAAGAGAGCUAGGCUUUCACGGGGCUUUGCGGGUCAGAAGAAUUGAAUUGCAAGCUAACGAUGUGUCUGAGAAAAACCGGCCAGUAUGCGUUCUGCAGUACCGACUAAUAUCCUGUCAGGAAUAUCACGUCUCAUUCCAUUACUGGUAUUUUAUGGCACUGGCUGCGAGUAAAAUAUAUUUAAAAAGCUGAAAUCCAAUGGCAAUUGCGAAUCUUAAACUCUUGCGACUCACUUAUGCUGUAUCGUAACACAUUGUUUGUUUAAACUUCGACAUCUGAUGUGUAUCCACUUCGAAAUCAACGAAUAAACAGAAAUAAAUUUUA
Molecule: messenger RNA, 2730 nt
Organism: Neodiprion fabricii
Lineage: Eukaryota; Metazoa; Arthropoda; Insecta; Hymenoptera; Diprionidae
Gene: Adck5
Exons: 12
Coding region: 308-1894 (528 amino acids)
Source: RefSeq, a predicted model, not a curated record